AUGCUGCUCCCAUGCAGCCAGCCUGCCCGACACACCCCGCAGCCACGAUGCCGCUUCCAGAGCACAAGGUGCAAUCACUUUGUCGGCAGCAAACGCGUCGAUGCGCAAACCGCUCCUCCUCCGCCGCCACCCUUGGUUCCCGGCGCGAAACCGUUUCGGCUCGCCGUCAAGGACAACAUCGCCACGGCCGAGUUCCCGACGCAGUGCGGCUCGCGGAUCCUCGCGUCGCACCAGUCGCCGUACGAGGCCACCAUCGUCACGCAGCUGCGCGCCCGCGGCGCCACCGUCGUGGGCAAGACAAACAUGGACGAGUUUGGCAUGGGCUCGCACUCGACAAACUCGAUGCACGGCCCGGUGGUCAGCCACCUGUCCACGGACCGGGAACCCCUCUCGGCGGGCGGCAGCUCCGGGGGCAGCGCCGUCGCCGUCAUGCUCGGGGACGCCGAUCUCGCUCUGGGCACGGACACGGGUGGCUCGGUCCGGCUGCCCGCGGCGUACACGGGCGCUGUCGGGUACCGGCCGAGCUACGGGAUGCUCUCGCGCCACGGCGUCUUCGCCUACGCCAACUCGCUCGACACGGUGGGCAUGCUGGCGCAGGAGGUGCGGCCGAUCCUAGACCUCGUGGCCGGCACCAGGCUGGACGAGGAGCACGAUCCCAAGGACCCGACGUCCCUGUCCGCGGCGACGCGGCAGCGGUGCGCCAGGGCGUGCCCCCCCGAGCUGGCCGAGGAUAUGUCCCGGCUGACGGUCGGCGUCCCAGUCGAGUACAACAUCGCGGAGCUCGACCCGCUGAUACGCCGGGGCUGGCUCGCCGCAGCGGCAGCCUUGGCCGACGCCGGGGCCAGCGUCGUGCCGGUGGCCCUGCCGUCGACCAAGGAGGCCCUCUGCGCCUACUACGUGCUGGCCGCCGCCGAGGCCUCGUCCAACCUGGCCAAGUACGACGGCGUGCGCUACGGCGCCAGGGGCCACGAGCGCGGCGACGCCGAGGGCCACACGCUGUACGCGGAAGCCCGCGGCGCCGGCUUCGGCCCCGAGGUCAAGCGGCGCAUCCUGCUCGGCACCUACAGCCUCAGCUCGGACGCCAUGGACAACUACUUCAUCCAGGCCCAAAAGGUGCGCCGCCUGAUCCGGCGCGACUUCGACAAGGUCUUUCGCCUCGACAACCCGCUGCGCGAGCCUGCGCAGUUUGACCUGUGCGACAUGGGCGGCGGCGCGGACCUGCGGGACAAGCGGGGGCCCUGGCAGGUGGACUUUCUGCUGGCGCCCACCGCGCCGUCGUUUGCGCCCAGGCUGAGGGACGUGCAGUCCGGCAGCAGCCUGGACGCCUACGCGGGCGACGUCUUCACCGUCCCGGCGAGCCUGGCGGGGCUGCCGUCGGUGAGCGUGCCGGCGAGGGUGGCGGGGAGCCCGCUGCCGCUGGGGCUGCAGCUGAUGGGGCAGUUUUGGGAUGACCGGCGCCUGUUGCGCAUGGCAGAGCGAGUCAAGGCCAUGAUGGGGCAGGAGACGGCGGCGUGA
Molecule: messenger RNA, 1515 nt
Organism: Ustilaginoidea virens
Lineage: Eukaryota; Fungi; Ascomycota; Sordariomycetes; Hypocreales; Clavicipitaceae
Exons: 2
Coding region: 1-1515 (504 amino acids)
Biological process (GO): glutaminyl-tRNAGln biosynthesis via transamidation; mitochondrial translation
Cellular component (GO): glutamyl-tRNA(Gln) amidotransferase complex; mitochondrion
Molecular function (GO): glutaminyl-tRNA synthase (glutamine-hydrolyzing) activity
Source: RefSeq, a predicted model, not a curated record